AGGAUCAUAACAAAACAUUUUUUACUAUAUUUUCUAGUCCAAUGAUUUAUUAGAUCGUUGUAUAUACUUGGAGUCACCUGUUGAAAAAAAUGUAAGGUGAAUUAAUAACUUUAGAACGCAGAAUAUACAGAGCUGUUCAUUAUUAUUGCAGGUCUCAGCUGAUGAGACUAAACAUCGAUUUUAAUAGCCAAGGUAUUAAGAAAACAAAAAAGCCCUGUAAAGUAGCAAAGCGACAACUAAAACUCCAUCCAGCAUUACAAGUAAAUAAUCUGUGGGAAUUAGGCUAACGUUUGCAAACAGUUGACGUGAAGAGUUGACAUUCAUGAUUUUGUGAAGAAUUUGUAUUGAUUAGAACGAUCAGAGCAACAUCCAUUCAACUUUUGAGAUUAGAAAUGCAAAUUUUACUAUGGGAAAAUGUCUUCCAGUCCAGAACAUGAAAACAAAGUUCGACGUAGGAUAAUGGUUCCACGAAUCAGCCAUGAAAGCUCGAGUGGCAUUGCCAGUGAAAAAGAUUCCAAAACAGCCCCGUAUGAUUUAAAAUCUAGUCACUCAACUAAUAUGCCUGAGGAAAUUCCUCUAUCAGACUUUAGGAAUGGGAAUGAAAACCUGCAUUUAGAAGGUGCAGCCAAUAGUCUUCUGUUGGAUGAAGACUUGACUAGUGAUAUAAAAGCACCGUUGUUACCAUUGCAGGAAGAUGACCAUUCCCUUGAAGAUGAAAUUGAAAUAGAAGUAAAAACUUUAUCAGAGAGUGAUGAGAGUGCACUUAGUAUUUGUCUGCAAGUCUUCAUACCAUAUAUCAUUGCAGGGUUUGGCACGGUUGGUGCCGGUAUGGUGUUAGAUAUUGUCCAGCAUUGGAAUGUAUUCCAGCAAGUUCCUGAAGUAUUCAUUCUUGUACCAGCUUUGUUAGGUUUGAAAGGCAACCUUGAAAUGACCUUAGCAUCUCGGCUUUCUACACAGUCUAACUUAGGAAACAUGGAAACGAAGAAGGAGCAACUGAAAAUGAUUGGAGGUAACAUAGCCUUAACUCAGGCCCAAGCCAUUGUUGUUGGGUUUCUUGCCUCCUUGGUUGCUAUGAUUAUGGGAUGGAUACCUGAAGGUAAAUUUAACCCCUACCAUGCACUACUGCUGUGUGCUAGCAGCAUGCUAACUGCAUCUAUAGCUAGUUUUAUUUUAGGGUCUGUAAUGGCUGCUUUGAUAAUCUUAUCCAAAAAAUGUCACAUAAAUCCUGACAAUGUUGCCACUCCAAUAGCAGCCAGUCUAGGGGAUCUUACAACACUGUCUUUAUUGUCUACUAUUAGUCAUCUUCUUUAUCAUUCAAUUGAGAGUCAAAUUUGGCUUGGUCCGUUCAUUAUAAUACUUUUCAUCUUACUUACGCCAUUAUGGAUCUGGGUGUCUAGCAAAAACAAAUAUACAUGUGAAGUACUAUAUACAGGAUGGACACCAGUUAUAAGUGCUAUGGUUAUAAGUAGUAUUGGUGGUUUAAUAUUAGACUUCACUGUAUCUAACUACCAUGGUAUUGCUGUCUUUCAACCAGUCAUCAAUGGUGUUGGUGGCAACCUGGUAGCAGUCCAAGCUAGCCGUUUAUCUACAGGUUUACACAAAAUCAGUACCCCAGGACAUUUACCUUCACACUUACAUAGUGGAUGUCCAAACCCUAUUAAGAGUUUUUGUGGGUCUCAUGUUGACUCAAAGUCAUCCCGGGUGAUGCUGUUCCUUGUUAUCCCAGGUCAUCUGAUCUUCAUGUACACAAUAUCAUUUAUGAUGGCUGGCCACACAACCAUAACUUUCAUCUUUGCUUCCAUUUAUCUUACCACUGCUCUCCUUCAGGUUGCCUUACUGCUCUACAUUGCCAACUGGAUGGUCAUACAUAUGUGGAAGAAUGGAAAUGAUCCAGAUAACUUUGCUAUUCCUUACUUAACAGCCAUUGGAGAUUUAACAGGGACUGCAUUCUUGGCUGUUGCCUUCCACAUCCUUUAUCUGAUUGGUGACCGUGAUGCCGAUGUUGGUGAUUGAACAUUCACUUCCUUCUGUUUAUAUUUUAUUUUAUCUCCUGAUUAUAUUUUUUUUACUCUUUUCAAUGCUUGUUUCAUAUUUAUGUGUGCAUUUGUAAUGUAUGUGUGCAUAUAAUCACACAUAUAUUGCUAUCCAUUUCCAAAUGCACACAGACAUAUACACACAAUAUAUAUAUAUAUAUAUAUAUAUAUAUAUAUAUAUAUAUAUAUAUAUAUAUAUAUAUAUAUAUAUAUAUAUGUAUGUAUUAAUUGGUAAACAUUUGUAAAUAAUAUUAUUUUAAGUUAAAAAUAUAACAAACUCUAACACUUACAAAUAUAUACUAAUUAAUAUUGUUUAUAUAUAAAAACUUUUAGCUGUUAAUUUAUGUGUGUAUAUAUAUAUAUAUAUAUAUAUAUAUAUAUAUUUUCAAGACUUCAAGACCACUUGGCCGUUGAAACAUUGAUCUGACAAGGAUUUCUGUAAUGAAUGCGGAAAUAUAUUUUCCACUUGGUGGUGACUGAUUCUAUGUUGUAUAUAAAUAACAAAAGAGAAAAAGACAUGAUAUUUCAUAUUCAUGCUCUUUGCAUUUGUUUGUGCAUUAAUGCAUGUAACCAUUAUUUCAGAGUGUGGCUUGUUAUGAAUCUUUUCUGGCCAUUAUUAUGGUGUGUUAUCAACUUCUUGCAAAUUCUGUGGCUAACAAUUAUUUUUCAGGGAUUUUGUGAGAUAUUUUAUAUAACCAAGAUUAUACCACAAAAGUUGAAUUUUCUAAAUACUUCAGAGCUAAACAUCUGCUAAUUCUUUACAAAGUACAAAUACAUAAUACACACUGUAAAUUGUAUUAUCAGAAAAGGCCUUCCUACUGAAAUCAAAGUCUUCACUUUUAACUAACUACAUUAAUCUACAGAUGUGUGUGCACUAUGCCCUUCCUUCUGAUAUUGUAAAAGCUUCUGCAAGUUUACUAACUAAGCUCUAUUUUAUUUAAUGCAUAAAAUUUACUUCCUUUUUAUUUUUUUUACCACCCUUUUCAUAUCUCACAACGGGUAUUUCUUUCCUGUAAAACAGAAACCAAAGAGACUGGUUAGUAAGAUUUGUAUUAUCUAGAGAAACCAACAAAAGAAGUACAGUGAAGUUGCUGUAGGAAGUAGAAAAUCCAAUAGAGAAGUUGACAAGCGUGAAAUUAAAACAAGCGAGCAGAGUAUCUUUUUCUAACACAAAACUUUCCAUUUAGUACAUUAUUCCAAAUAGCACUUUGGGAUUGCCAUACAUACCUAAUUGGUAUCUUUUGAAUAUACACCAAGAACUAUGCUAAUAGCUUAGGAGUGAAAUUUAGGAUUUCUCAGUUUUCUGUGAAUUCAUCAUUAUUAUCAUCAUCGUUUAACGUUCACUUUCCAUGCUAGCAUAGGUUGGAUGAUUUGACUGAGGACUGGUGAAACCAGAUGGCUGCACCAGGCUCCAAUCUGAUUUGGCAGAGUUUCUACAGCUGGAUGUCCUUAGCUUUUCCCAGCUGGUUUGCACACUAUGGCAACACCAUUGUUAUGUUUUCAUUAUUCUGUGUAAUGUCUUUUCUUUUUUAUUUCAGAUUCUUCAGAAAAUGAAGGGUAAUGAUACAUAUUAAGCAUACAUUGAGUACAUAUUUAACAGAAAACCAUAAUAUUAUAACAUUUAUUCACAUAAUGAAUUAUUUAACCACAUGAGUGCCAUUUCGACAGAUAACUUCAAAAAUCCUAUUAGUCAUGGAUUUGUCAACUUCUUAAUAGUAGCAGGUUGGACUGCCUCUACUGCAGCUUUGAUGGUCACUCAUAAGACAUCUUUCAACAUAAAUUGGCGUCCAUUUGGCAUAAACAUCUUGUUUAAUGAUGGUCCAAACAUUUUCAAUAGGGUUUGAGAUCCGGAGAUGCUAGUGGCCACACCAUCGACCUUUCACCUUGUGUGCCGUCAGACCCUACGAAUGUUUGGGUGGUUCUAGCAGAGUGGGAGGGAGCAUUGUAAUGCAUAAAUAUGAGAUUCCUUAGAAGUGACAGCAGUAUGUCAUCUAGCCAGCGAUCCAAGACCUCCUUCAGGAGAUUGCAGUAGACGGCUACGAUUACUUUAGCCUCUUCAGGCACCUUGACUGGGCCAACAAGUCUGUCCCCAAUGAUACCAGCCCACAAUGUGAGUCCUCCACCCUGUUGUUGACGUCGUAAACAUUGGUGAUACUUAUCUCCAAAAUAGAACCAACCAUUUGCCCAGCUAUCAGAUUUGUCAAGGGUUACCCUGGUUUCGUCAGUGAACAGAACACAACUCACGUAUAACAUCAUGUACUUUUGCGCCCAUUGAAGCUUCAAACUCCCGUGAGGAGGCAGUUUCAAGGGUUCUUGCAUGGAAGCCAUGGUCCUGAAUAUGCAAUUUCUGGUGGUUUUCGGUACAUGAGGAAGUCCAGAGGCAGUGAAAAUGGCUUUGUUUGUUUGUCCAGGUUUCCCACAUGACUUGUGGCCUAAAAUCCCUAAAUUCCUUAAAUGCUUAGCUGACACAAUCAUGGAGGUCCCACAAUUGGAUCGUUUCUUCCUUGGCACUCAUGUGGCUAAAUAAUUCAUUAUGUCAAUAAAUGUUAUAAUAUUAUCAUGGUUUUCUGUUAAAUAUAUACUCAAUGUAUGUUUAAUAUGUAUCAUUACCCUUCAUUUUCUGAAAAAAAUGUCUAGAUGAGCUAUUUUCAUUCAAAAGCUAUUAAUGUGGUUCAUCUAAAAACUGAAGAAUCUGAAAUAGAAAAGAAAAGACGUUACACAGAAUAAUGAAAAAAUGACAAUGGUGUUGCCAUAGUAUGCAAACCAGCUGGGAAAAGUUUUAUCAAAAUCGAUUUAGAAUUACUCAGAAAACCGAGUAAUCCUAAAUUUCACUCCUGAGCUAUUAGUGUGGUUCUGGGUGCAUGUACUAACUGCACCAAAAUUAAUCAAUUUUACUGUGCUUGCCCCACUUCUGCCAUGGAGAACCCUCAUAUGCUAUCAGAUUUUAUCAGUAAAAAACCCUUCUUCCUUCUCCAUUCUUACAGAAUACAUGCACAGUUAUGUACACUUCUUGAAAUAUAUUGAUUAUUUGACAAGAGAAAAUAAUUAACCAAUGGUUCAUGUUAACUAAGGUAGAAAAAAUUUCUUGUUCAGCUAGUAUUUUCUUUUCCAUUUAGAAACCUUAUACCUUAUACAACAUGCACGUGUGCACACACACAUACACACACGAACUUAGCAGCACAAUUUCCUUCAUCAUUCCUUGUUAUGUUUAAAAAAUUGGAUUGCUCAUAGCUAGAGUGCCAUUCAUGAUAUGUCACUUUAGUAAGUGCUGACCUUUGGGUUAAACCAUACCUAUAUUGAGUGCUACACUCAAUAUGUUCUACAGCUCAUAAUGAAUGAAAGAUAUGAUGGGAAAAAUGGGCAGAGUGCCACAAUAUACUUGGUCUAUGAUUAUCUCCAUGGAUCUACUGAUUUGGAUCAUUUUACAGCAAUAGACAGAGGAGGCCAAGGCUAGCAAAUAGUUUAGUUUUUGUCUCCUCUGUCCUUGCCAUCUACCACUCAUUGUGUUAUUAUAUUUGUAUCUUCUUUAGACCACUGUCUAAUUGUUUCAACCUACACAAUGGGAAUCAAACCUGAUAACUUUUUAAAAUCUUAUGGAUUUAAUAGAACUGGUAACACAAGAAUCUUUGAAUUACUCAUUUAAACAGAGAGUAUCUUUCAUAUAAUUCUAUACUAUAUUUAUGUAUUUCUUUAUUUGUUGGUCAGUAACUUAACAGAUUUUAUAUUUCAUUGCCACCAAAUUUUCUACCAUAAUAUUUAAUUAAAUUAUAUAUUAAUGUUUAAUACAAUAUUUCUUAAGGUGGGGUAUGGAAACGUUUUGGUGGGGUGUAAGUAACAAAUGAAUAAAACUUGCAAUGGAGUUUUAAUUAAAACUUCUUUUGAAUAUAUAUCUAUGCUGUAAGUUGGCCAUUCAUAGUGAGGAGCAUGUUUUUUGGGGGUUUUUUUUGAAAAUUGAAGUGGGAUGUGUGACAAAAAAUAGUUAUAAACAUGGUCUAAAAUAAUUGAUAGUGAUGGAGAGAACAUCAAUUUAGUUAGGUCUGAGUUCAAACUGUGCCAGGAUCUGUAAGAAGAAUUAUAUUUGACUGUAUCGGUUCUCUAUAGAUCUGUGAUCAUGUGUCACUAUUUUAUACAUUGUAUUAUAUAUAUUAUUCUUUUAUUGUGUCAAUCAUUGGAAUGUAGCCAUGCUAAAACUCAGUCUUCAAAAGUAUCUUGUAGUUUAGUCUGCUGCUGUUUUACCCAUCUAUAUUCUCAAAUUCACCUGUUGGAUGUAAAAGAAAGUAACUUCAUUUCUGUAUCAACACACAGGUACACACACACACACACACACACACACACACACACACACACGAGGUAUUACACAGCUUCCAUUUACCAAAUUUGAAGGUAUUGGUCAACCUGAAGAAGUGGAGGAAACACUUGUCCAAGGUGCUAUGCAAUGGGAUCAAACUUUAAACCACAUUGCUGAGAGGCAGAUUUCUUUGAUGUAGUUCUGUACAAUUUGAGCAUCUGUAGGAAAACAUCUGUAUGAAAAAAAAAUGUGAGCUGGGAGAGAAGUUUUCACAUCUGAGGAAGAAUGACUUGGCCAAACCAGGAAGUGAAAAUCAGCAAAGAUGAGGAGAAAAACAAAAAGCGGUGGUGGAAUGGAGUAGAAGUGGUAUGCAAUUUACUAAUUCAGGAAAACAGUGGUGGUGUGUUAGCUGCAGAAUGACAAAGAGGAAAACAGAGCAACUGAACCAGUUGUUCUAAUUUGUUGGAGGAUUUAGUUUUCAUCAAUGAACUGGGUGGUUUUGAUAUGGUUUAGCAUGUGUGAUAUUGCCAUCCCAGAUAUGAAAAUAGAAUGUUAACAAUUGAUCAGUGCUCAAGUUUUAUCUAGUCAUAGAACUAAGUCUUAAUCUAUUGUACAAGCUAUUUUACUGCAUCACUGAAGAUUAAGGUGGUUAUCUACCAGAAGUGUGAAAGUUUUGGACUUACAACUUGAAGUAAUUGUUCUGGCUCUUUGUGUUCUGAGUUCGAAUCCAUCUGAAAUCAACUUUGGUUUCAUCCUUCCAGGGUUGAUAAAAUAAGGUGAAUUCUGCUUCCUUUUUCUCUCCCAGAAUUAAGCUAAUACUGCAGUGUGAGCAAGUCAUGGGGGACCACUUCCCUUCCUCUAAGAAAGGGAACAAGGUUGAGCUUGAGACUCAAAAAUCAUACAAAGAAACCUCAGAACUUGGCAGGCAUGGAUAAACCAAGGUGCUGUAGAGUACAGAAUAGUUCCCUUUCUUUACCAGAAGGGUUUUCUCUUGAUUACAGCUAAUUCUUUUUUUUUAAACAAAAGUCAGGUAAUUUGCCAUUUGAUGUACUACAGAAAAAUAAUAAUAGCAUGUAUUGUUCAUUACCCAAUCUACACAAUUGUUGAAUUAAUACUGGGCAUCUACACAGAUUUAUACAAUCUAGCUGGAGAGCAGAGCAUGCAUGGUUGUAGUUUAACUAAAGCAGAUUGAACCCCCACUACAUAAAAAUUGUGUUCCUAUGGUUGUCAAGCUCACAGAACAAAAUAUGUUGGUAUAAUGUCUCUUUAGAAAGAACUGAGUACUACAAGUUGAUUUGCAUAUCACAAUAACACAGUUUCCAUCAGUACCAUGGAGAUCACAAGGUUAAAAGAGAAAUACAGAAUGCUUUUAGCAGUAAUAUUUUUAAUUUCUUAGAACAGCCCUCAUGAAAAUGAUCAAUAGAGGUAACAGCUCAAAUUGAUUCCACACAAUGAUUUUGGUUUACUUUAUCAGUAUUUAUAGAUAUCCUAAUAAAUUGCCUUUUAUUCAUUUGACAUCUGAUAGAGAGAGAGAGAGAGAGAGAGAGAGAGAGAGAGAGAGAGAGAGAAAGAGAUCAGCAAUAACAUCUGGAGUUGUUUUUGCUAUUGUCUUUUUUAUUUAUUUUUAGAUGUUGCAACAAAUUUUUUUGUUAUUAAAAAAAAUCAGAAUAUUGACUUGCUUCCAUCAGGCAUAUUUGCAUAUUUGCAUAUUUGCAUUCCUAUGCUAUUUUAAAACAAUUUCCUGCUGUAUGUGUGGAGUGUAUAUGCUUGCAUGUAUUUAUUUAUUCUGUAUAUAUCACAUUUCAUUGGUUACAGGUGUUCAACAGGCCAGUCACUGGUUCACCAUGUUUAUGAUGGCAAAAGUGAUAAGGGGCUAUUUGUGCAACUUGAGUGAAACAAAUACCACACAUGUAUUUUAGUUUGAAAGCAUCGAGGUUAUCAGUUUACUGGCCAUUGUUUAUAUCUUUCACUAAUAUAUAUUGAACAAAAGACACUCAGACAAACACACACCUAUAUACAUUUAUGUAUGUGUGUGUGUGUGUGUGUGUGUGUGUGAGAAUGUGCAUUGGAGAAUGGGAAAAAGAUUAUGAAUGUAUAAUAGUUUUCAGUUGUUCAGUUACUUUGUUUUCAUGAGUAAAGCCUUCCUAACAAAGUAAAUAUUCUAUCAAAAUGUUUUAUGGCAUUCUACCAGGAAAUAUUUCAGGUAUGUUCUUUUCAGAUAAAUGAAGACAAGUAAAGUAAUCUGUUAAUGUAGGGUUAUGACAAUUUGCAAAUUGUUUGGAUUGAACAACAAAUAAUGAGCUGUCCAGCAUCUCAACCACUCAACCAUCAUAAAAGCAGUAACAUAUUUUUUUGAUAUUUGAAGAUAUUUGAAGAAAUAUUUCUUAAAUGAUCACAAAAAUUGAAAUUGAUUUUUUAGAGAAGGAAUCUAAAAUUGUGAGAUGUUCUUUUGCUAUUGACAAUGGAAACUAAACCAAUUUUGUGGACUCAGACUAUCAGUAGAAUUUACUUCUACUCUAAUUCAUUCAGCAUCUUCCUGUGAUUUUUAUUCCAAUUUCUAUAGCUUGAUAGUUUCGAUUAACUUGCUGCCUUUCUGAUCCUGCUUUAGCUUGUCUGCGUAACCUAGUUCUUCCUUAGCCUUCUUAAUGCUUUACUACCAUGUUAUGGCACUUUGUACCCAGCUUGCAUUUCUGAAACAUAUCAAGCUUUUUCUAGAUUGCUUAGCUUGACUUCUAAUUUCAGAUUCCAAGACCUGAUGCUAAAGUCAUUCCUAUUUAACCAUUACAUAUCCUCUACCUCACUUUCAAUAAAGAAUCACACUGACACAUUACGAAGUCUAAAUGCUGCUAGCACCACUAUACUGUAGAUACUGUGCUAUUUCUGGGCUUCAUUCUAAAUACUAGCCUUCUCUAUGGAUAUUGUCCUAUAACUGGGAUUUAUCACACCUAAUAUCACCUUUUAAAGUGGAGCAGUUGAAGAGAAACUGUAUUUUUUACAUACAACUGAAAUAAACAGUGUGAUUGUUCAG
Octopus bimaculoides (California two-spot octopus) is the source of this 9349-nucleotide messenger RNA. Its product is annotated as solute carrier family 41 member 1. Gene Ontology annotation, biological process: monoatomic cation transport. Gene Ontology annotation, cellular component: plasma membrane. Lineage: Eukaryota; Metazoa; Mollusca; Cephalopoda; Octopoda; Octopodidae. The record is from RefSeq and is a predicted model, not a curated record. Gene Ontology annotation, molecular function: monoatomic cation transmembrane transporter activity.